Dermacentor albipictus is the source of this 2387-nucleotide messenger RNA. RefSeq lists its product as uncharacterized. The record is from RefSeq and is a predicted model, not a curated record. NCBI's taxonomy places the organism in Eukaryota, Metazoa, Arthropoda, Arachnida, Ixodida, Ixodidae.
UAACCGGAGCGUUCGCUUCAGACGUGCUGCGCAUCGGCUCGGCCAAUUCUCGGCCGCAGCCACGGAUAACUUCACGGUACGCCACCAAAUUUGUUACCAUCUGAUAAAGCAAGUCACCCGGCGCACGUGGACACCGAUUUCAACCAGGUGGGCCGGUUUUCGGCAAUUUUAGAGCAGUUUUUCACCCCGCCACGUGGGCGACGCCGUCCAGCCUGACGGCGACGCCGAUGCCCGGCGGCGUGGAGACUGCUUCCCGAGGCAAUAUGGCCGUCUCUACGCUAACCCAGCGUGGCUACGACCCGGACGCGAUGUCCUGGACGACGGUUCCGACGACUGAGGAGCCCAAUUCUGCGAUGCCUUCGAAUAUUCGAAGCCAAGCUCUCCUCAACGCGGCCGCUCGCCGCUUGCAAGAGAAAGCCAAGAUGGUAGCGCCUGCCGCCGCCCCGGCGUCCGGCAACCCAGCGGGCAGGACGCAGCCUCCUGCCUCGAACGCUGCAGGAAGCAAGGGCAAGGUCUUCACGAAGUGGAAGCCUCGCCUGCUACUAAAACCGAACCCGGAUGACUACGUGAUCGUUGUAAAGCCACGUGAGCAUAUUUCCUUGCACGAAGCCUUCUCCGAGAAUCGCUACGGGACCGCUUUCACGGCUUACCUCGGGUCCGAGCGGGCAGAGACCGCAUCGAUUCUCCCUUCGAGAGAACAAAAUUUGAUUGUGAUCCAUACCCCGGACCUCGAGACGGCGGACCGAGUGAUAGGGGAUUUUUCCGUCAACACCGAACGCGGAGCGGUCCCGCUCCACGGAUACCUACGGCAAGAUGGCGGAAACGUUUGCCACGGUGUCAUCGUGGUGUGCAACUCGGACACGACGGAGACACUUCAGCAAAAGGUGCGUUGGAGAGCAGGCACCAUUGUUGAAGUGAGAAAAUUUGGCACAUCGAACAAAGCGCGUGUUACCUUCGCCGGAAAGGACAAACCGCGUUUUGUUCACUAUGACAACAUGGUGGUACCCGUCCAACCCUACUACCGUACAAUCCCGGCCUGCGGCAAGUGCGGUGCUGUCGGCCAUAGGAUGGAUGCAUGCCCAAACCUGAGACAGGACACUUGCGGUCUGUGCGGGCAACAGAUUCCACUCGUGGAGGGGGUGCGGGCCCCUCACGAAUGCGUGCCCAAGUGUUCAGUGUGCGGUGGUGGACACGUCACGAACUCCCGCGAGUGCACUGCAAAGUUCCGGAACUCCAAGACAGCCGCCCAAAAGGGCGGCAAGACCAUAACGGCGGUCAAGAAAAAACACCGCCAUCUUGAGCUUCCCGGUGGGCCGCCGCACCGGGACGUCACCAAGACCGGCAAGCCAGCGCCCCCUGCCGGAGAAGCCGGGAGGCAAUCUACGGCGCCACCACACGGCGUGGCUGGGGCCUGGGCCGACGCCGUCAAAAAAGGAAAACAGGUGAGCGGCGCGGGCAGGGCUGCUUCCUCGUCCCCUCCCUCUACUCCUCCUGCGGCGCUCAGCGCCGAACAAAACAUGAUCGCGGCUCUCCAGGCGCAAAAUGAGAUGCUGCUAAAGAAAAUUACAGCGCUCGAAGCAAAAAUGACGCAACCCCUCCCUAGCCCCGCAGUAGAAGUAAUGGAAAGUGAGACAGAAGCGCCGGCGGAGGCACCUAGCGCGGCAGCCGCUCUCGAGGCCCGGAUCAACGCCCUCGAGGCCCGUAUGGACAGCCGGAUUUGCGCUCUUGAAACCCAAAUCUCCGCAGCCAUGAAUGCCGCGAUUGCCAAAUUGACAGAGAUGAUUCCCUCUCUCAUAACUCAACAAAUCGCGCAAACCUCUCGCACCACCCGGCGAGCCGGCCCAAUUAAAGACGUGUCCGGCCCGUACCCCAAAAUGUUUCGACGACAACUCGAUUUAGAUGAUGAAGACAGUUGCUCACUCUCCGGAAUGGAGGAUGCUCCCCUCCCCGUGAGUGCUGGUGAUGGAACAUCGUCUUCGCAACCCCCUACCAAUCUUACCGAUGAUGGCGGGCACCCCUAAAUUCAGGAAAUUCCCCCGAUCCAAAUUGGCCAUCCCCAUCCUAAUUACCCAGUGGAACUGUCGAGGUUUCAAGGCCCACGCUAAGCGGGCCAACCUACGAUUUUUCCUCACAACAUUCGAGCACCUUCCUGCUGUGGUAGCCCUCCAGGAGCCAGGGAGCGGCGCCACACUUACAAAUUACACUACGUUUCAGCAGGACCCCCUCUCCUGUAUCUGCGUGCAUAAAAAUUACACGGCCAACUUCGUUGACCUUGACCUCAAAACAGAAUUCUCGUACGUGAUGGUGACCCUCCUUCCGCUACGAAAACAGGACCCACCACUACACGUUCUCAACAUUUAUUGUUCCCCUAAGUUAGCCAACAUCAC